UGGACGACACUGCACUUCUAUAUACGGCCUUGACUGCACUUGCUGCUGGUUGCUGUGCAAAGAACUGAAUUGAAUUUUGUUAAAAGCAUAUUAAAUUAACUGCGUUAUAACAUUCGCAAGAUGCGCCUCGGGAUGCCGGAUCCAUCAUUGUACUGUGUGAAGGGUAUGGUCAUCCUGGACAAUGAUGGCAACAGAAUUCUCACCAAGUACUAUGACAAGGAGACCUUCCCUACUGCAAAGGAGCAAAAGGCUUUUGAAAAGAACCUCUUCAGCAAGACGCAUAGGGCAAGCGCCGAAAUUAUCAUGCUGGAUGGCCUGACCUGCAUCUACAAGAGCAAUGUGGACCUCUUCUUUUAUGUCAUGGGUAGCUCACAGGAAAAUGAGCUCAUUUUGAUGACAGUGCUGAACUGUCUUUAUGAGUCAGUCAGCAUGAUUUUGAGGAAGAACGUUGAGAAGCGGGCACUUCUGGACAACAUUGAUGUUGUCAUGCUGGCCAUGGAUGAGAUUUGUGACAACGGUAUCAUCAUGGAGGCCGACUCGGGCGCGGUUCUACAACGGGUGGCGGUCCGUACAGACGAUAUCCCGCUCGGGGAACAGACGGUGGCCCAGGUGAAGGCUAGGGUCUCUGGUCUGACAGGAAGUGUGCUUCAGUCGGCCAGAGAGCAGCUGAAAUGGAGUCUGCUGAAGUAACACCGCCCGCUGCACCUUCUGAUCACCGACUCCGCUCUUGCGGAAUACAAAGAGAGGGGAGUGGGACCACCGUCGGGAGAGAGGCCGCCACAGGCGAGGGCAGGGCUAAGUGUAUAUAUGGGUUGGAGUGGCUACCGCACCAUGCUUUGUGGAUUAGUUUGAAGGAUGGGUAUUGGGUAGGAAAGCCGACUGCGCCACGGGCGUAUGACGAUUGGAUGAAGUUGGAUCGGAGAAAGCGGCCCCUGCUCCCAAAGACGCGUCGGGUGUUGCCGGUGGAUGAAAAAAAAGGACGGCGUUGGGGAGAGUCGGUGUUGCAUUCCGUCGAGUGUCUUGGUGUAGUUGCCGCGACGCCGGAUCUGUCUGUUUUGUGUCGGAUAUAUUUAAAAUGAAAAGAACACGGACGAUAGAAGUGUCUACACGUGGCGGAAAUGCUGCUAAAUGGUUGGUGGUUUGAUACAAUUAUCAAUAAACAAGCUAUGUUGACCA
Amphibalanus amphitrite is the source of this 1176-nucleotide messenger RNA. RefSeq names its product coatomer subunit zeta-1-like. Gene Ontology annotation, biological process: intracellular protein transport; retrograde vesicle-mediated transport, Golgi to endoplasmic reticulum; intra-Golgi vesicle-mediated transport. The transcript has 7 exons. The record is from RefSeq and is a predicted model, not a curated record. Gene Ontology annotation, cellular component: COPI vesicle coat. Bases 121 to 690 code for a protein of 189 amino acids. NCBI's taxonomy places the organism in Eukaryota, Metazoa, Arthropoda, Thecostraca, Balanomorpha, Balanidae.